CGUUGUCGCGCAGUUGGUUCUCGGUUACCUCGCUUAUCGUACAUUACACAUGUGCGAUUGAUUUAUUUUUAAAUUAUAUUCGAGAGUGAUUACCGAUUAAGGUGUUCAGUGCCCAUCCCUAGUGUGUGAACGUGUUUAUUAUAAUUUUUUUUAUUUUGUGUUGAUUAUACUGUGUUCUAUUUUUAAUUUUUAAAUUUUAAUAUGUGGUUGUGAUUGUAGUGAAUACUUACAGUAUCAUUAAAUUGCAAAGGGCGUAUAAGUGUUUUAGUUCUGCAAUAGUAGGCGUGAAUAGUUUUGGCGCGUUUUUUUGGCAACCGUUACAGACAGAACACAUAAUAGAGAAAUGCGCAUGUCCUCCAAGAAGCGACGGUCACCGUCGCUGACCAUAAGAUGCGUUCGCUUCUAGCGUACUACGCUGAAGCUGUUAUGUCGGCGGCGGCACGCGGCGCCGGCUGUGCGCUCAGCUGCAGUGGGCGCGGCGACUGCAUGAACGGGACCUGCCUGUGCGAGAUACGCUAUGCGGGGGACGAGUGCGCCGCCCCUAACAUGCCGUACCAUGCGUGUAUCGGCGGCGUGUUCCUGCUCGUUGCCUUUAUAUGUGCCGUGCAACUCACGAUAUGCAUCGUGACCGAGUACAGAAGGCUGAAGGCGCCAACCUUCCUGCGAGCUUGCAAAGUGACGACGCAGAAGAUGCUGUACCUGGUCGCGUUUCUGGCGUCCCUCAUUCGUGGCGCUUACUUCGUAUCGCCGUCAGCGUUCCAAGAGGGAUGGGCGACCAGUCUACUGUCAGCUUACUACCCGUUGCUUAUGUCGGGCUCAUCAUUGAUCGUCUGUUUCUGGGCAGAGGUAUUCCACCUCCGCGACAUCCGUUGGGAGCGGCCGAGGUUCCUCUCCAAGUCGUUCCUUGCCUUCGUGACGUUCAAUGUGAUCAGCUAUUCGCUUCUUGCUGCCGAAGUGUUGACCACCAACGUAGCUGACACCUCCGCCGAGAAAAAGAACUUUUACCAACACGUUUUCAACGGUUGCUACGCUGUGCUGCUCUUCAUUGUCGUGAUCUUCUUCCUCAUCUAUGGAGUGGAAGUUUAUUUCAAGCUCCGAGGUGAAUUCCUGAAGGAGACGAAGGUGUGCACGAUAAUAUCCCCGCGGCCCGGUCCGUCCACCGCCGCCGAGGGUGAUGAGGCGCAGGACACUCUGGUUACCAAACAGGGCAUCCAGACGGACCUGACCGACGGCGAUGGGACCAUCGACCCCCGCUCCGUGAACCACUCGCAACUCCACCAGUCCAGGUUUGGUCUGAUCAGUCAGGCGCUGAUGCUGAUAUUAAUCGUUGGCUUCCUCGCAUCGGAGACACUCAGCGAGUUCUGGAAGACCAAAGUGCCGGUGGUAUCGCGCAAUUGGCACGACUUGGUGUUCAGGCUCGCGGAGAUCGGCGUUGCGCUAUGGUUCCCCUGCGUGCUGUGGAACUCGAUGGCGCCGGAACGGCUCUGGUUGCUGAACCCGCGCCGGCUGCUCGCGCGGCAGCUCGACGACGCCAAGCUAGCAGACUUGCUCGCGCACCGACACGACGCCAAGAGUCUGGCCGAAUUCUGGCGAGAUAGAUGGCCGCAAAAAGCGUUGUAUAUAGUCGGAGUGGUUCAUUACUGGCAGUUGUUUGUAUGGCGGCUCGUUGUCACUAUACUGAGGCCGCCAGCCAGAGUAAGGGACGUGGAUUACGAUCGGGGCUUACCUUCCGGCUUGAGAGAUUCCAGCGUGAAUGUGGAAACGGACUCGUUGGUGGGCAGCGUAGGGUCGGCUCGCGAUUGCUGGAUCUGCUACGACAGCUCCAAGCUAGAGCCACUCAUCAGGCCAUGCCGGUGCACCGGUGAUGUCUCCGCAGUCCACCAUGAGUGUCUGCGCAGGUGGCUCGUCGAGAGUGCAGCCAACCAAGACGGACUGAAGUGUAAAGUGUGCAAUACACCCUACAUUGUUCAGGAAACGAAUAGGGUGGAGUGGGAGCGCGGGUUCACGUGCGUGCACUGGGUGCGCACGGCGUUCGCGGUGGCGUGCAUGUGCGGCGCGGGCGCGGCGGCCUGGGUCGCCGUGCAGCUGUUCGCCUCGCCCGUCGUGCGCGUGCUCGCCGCCGGCGCCGCGCUGCUCGUCUGCUACGUCGCCGUCAGAUUCCUCGGAAUGAACACGGUGACAGCAUACCAGCGAGCCAAGGUGUCCUCCCUCCAGAUACUGACGGAGCCCCUGUCAGAGAGCCCAGAAGCCGACCAAACACAACUGUCGACGAUAAGCAAAACCGUCACCGUCGAGAUCGCGUCCAAAACGGUCCUCGAACGCGCUCUCAAAGGCGAAGUUAAUAAAUAACUAUUAACGUUAUAACGAAACGCAAGCCGUUAUAGCGGUGCAACGUAAUCGGAUAACGAAAUAACGUGUUGUUAUAACGAAACAACGUUAAAUGUGAUUAUUGCUAAAAUAACAGUUAACUGUUUUCGUUAAUAACAGUGUUCACAGUGCGGUUUCUGAUUUUAGUACAAAGACAAUGAACUGCAAUAAUGGUUUGUGUUGUGAUUAUUUAUUAAUAGUUCUAUCAGAUAGAAUUUCUUCUUUGUAAAAGACAAUUUUAAGUGUUGAGUUGACGCUACGUUAGUACUGUGAAGUUUUGGACGUAUGUGCUUCGUAUUGGAAAAUCGAAGAUCAAUGUUGAAGUAAGAAUGCCAAAUUCGUAUUAAUUAUUAAUAUUAUUAUAAUAAAUAGUCGUUAUUACAUUAUAUGUAAAAUACUCGAAAGUAAAUCUUAUUGUGUAACAAAUAGAGUUUACAAUUUAAAAGUAUACAAUAAUAAUAAUUAUUAUAUUCCGUAAUACUGAAGUGUGACAACGUGAGAAGUAUUGCUCCUUCAAAGCAUAUAUGGGGAAUUUCAAAGAAGUUUUAUAACCAAUUAGGGUAAUUUGUAAUUAACUAAAAUUAAUGAAAAGGUAACUAAAUAUUUGUUGGGAUUAUCACUGAAACAAUGAAAUUGGUCAAAAGUCGAAAUAUCAGUCAUGUUACUCGCUGAUAAUGUAUUGAGUAAAAUAAUUUUUAAAAUGAUAUUUUUGAGUUUAUGAUAUAAUAAAAAUCUUUAAAAUCAUAUUUUACAAAUAAAAAGUCAACUCUUUCCUUUUUUAUAGUAUUUGGAUUAUAAAAAAAGGUUUUAAAUAAGCAUGUAGCUCGUUUAAUACAGUAACCAUAGUCAGGGGUGCUGGCUUUUAGAAAACUUCACGGGUCUUUUGUUAACUAGGUACAUAAUUAUUACUGCAUCAGCUGAAAGACACUUUUUGUUGGACAAACAAUUUAAACGACAGAUAAUGAGAUGAGGAUUAUUUUAAUUAUAUUAAGAUGUCUAGCCUAAUGGGUGCUCCGGACCCGCUAUUUACCUCUUAUGGAUGCUGGAGCCCCCGAGUACCCAUAAGGUUGACGACUAUGUGUAGUCCAAAACCUCUUGCAAUAGAAAGAAAACAGUAAUUUUACUGCUUUUGGUUUGAAACUUCUUGGAAUUUCUUAAUGUUUAAAUUUAAUUCUAAAUUGGUAGUGAAGAGAUAUAUUAUUAGAAAUUAAAUUCUCAUAAUAAUGUUCAUACUUUACGAAGAUAUAUUUAUAUAUAUUAUGUAUAGCAUUAUCCAAUAUUGUAUACAAUUAUCCAUCAAUAAUCUGUUUUUCUAUAGAAAACAAUAUUAGUUUCUCUUUAUAAUAAAUUCAGUAAUAAAAAAACAAAAGAAAACGCCAUAAUAUCUGAUAAUACGGAAACCUUUUUGUUUUACCUAUAUGUUUAUUUUAUGGAUUAAAAAUUCGAUGAAAGGAUAUAACAAAAUUAUUUAGUAUAUAUAAAAAAAAUAAAUUAUAUAUAGAAACACAUAGAGGCUGUUAAUUAAUAUAUUUUUUUUAUUAUUUCUUUCAUUCAAUAAUUUGAUGUGGUUUUACAGAGUUCUUAUGGAAUAUUGUAAGUGCCAAAGACUUGUUUCGUAUGUUAAUACGUAUUAAUCUUGGAUUAUAUAGAUAGAGUAUCACACCCAAAUGCUUCACCAAAAACAGGUCAUUUUUUUAUCUUUGUGUGCGUGAAUCGAGUUACCAUAAUGUACAUUUACUACUAAAUGUAUGGGAGAAAUAAUCAUAAAUUGAAGAUCAAAAAAAAAAAAAAAAAAAAUUAAUGAAUAUAUUUCAAAAAGAAAUAUUUUGCUGAAUACUUUGUUUUACAUCUGAGUGUAGACAUAAAAUAUAUUUUUGUUAAAAUUCCCUCCUAUUUUUAAGCAACAUAUUUAUAUCAGAAAAAAUUGUUCCAAAUUCAAAUAAAAAAAAUGCAUUGUUUGAAUUAAAAAAAAAAUAGUCUGUCAAAUGUCAAAUUAACUGACUAAAUUUUGACACGUUUUUGAUAUGCUAUGCUCUAUCCUAUAUAAUCUAAGGUAUUAAUUACCUGAUAAAGACAGUGUGGUUUAACAUGUGACACUUGGAAUUGUUAUAUUUUCAUUGCUAAAGUUUUUAUUAUUUUUUUUUCUGCAUUUGCUUGUAUUUCUUCUAAUAAAACUGUCCUAACAAAAUAUGCUAUCGUAACAAAAAAUAUUGCAAGUUUAAUUCAAUAACUGUAAACAUUAUGCCUUUUUGCUUUGCAUAUCAUAUCUGCUCUUAUCAAAUUGUACGGAAUGAAAUUUCCAAGUGAUUGGAUGGUUCUGUUCUCGUUUUAAACAAUAACUAUUUUUCUUUAAGUAUUUUACGAUCCAAACACAUUUGGAAACUUCAUGUAUCCAUAAGUGUUGUGAGAAUGAUGUAUUUUUAUAUAUUGUAUGCCAAAAUAGUUCAAAGUAGUGUAGAUAUAAAGUUUAAAUUCUCGUACCGUACUAUUUAUCAUUCCUAAAGAAUAUAUCUGGACGUAAACAAUUUGUGUAGAUAGAUUUAGAUAUGUGAAACGUAAAUCGAUAUAGGUAUUUUAAAAAGUAAAUUCUAAUAGUAUUAAAUAUUUUCACAAAAUUGUGAUAGUUUGCUUAAACUCUUAAUUAAUAGUGUGUUUUCAAUUCAAUGCUUAUCAUCAUAUUUGAAUAUCAUAUUUUAAAAUUGGAAUUCAAAAAAUACUGGUCAUAAUAAAUGAAAAUAAAAAAAAAUAUAAGAACUACUGUAAUUGUCUAUGCAUUAAGAUAAAAUAGGCGCAAGGUAUAAGAAAGUUUUUGAAUUUCAUCUUUUCCAUUCUAUAUAUAUUACUAUUAACUUAUGUAGAAGACCAUAUGAGUAUACUAAUCUUAUAAUCUAGUAUAUAAUCUUGCCAUAUUAAAAAUUGUAAAAUCCAGCCAAAAUUCUAUUUAAAUUUCUGUCAAUUAAAAUCUAGUAAUUUGCAUCAGAUAAUGAAUAUUUUGCUAUUCUAUUGUAUAAAUACAUUGUUGCAUAGAUUGUAGUAGAACGUAGUAUGCUAGAAAAAAAAGUUUUUAAUAUACUGAUAAAGAUUAACAAUAAGUCUAUGGUUUUUUCAAUCAUAAUGCCAAAAAUGAUUUAAAAGUUAGUUAUGAUACAACUAGUGUUUUUUGGCAAUUUAUUUGUAAAAUACAACUCUAACACUGUCAAUGUCUAAUAAACCUGUUUGAGCUAUUGAAAUAUUUCGUCUAUUUCUAUUAAAAUGAUAUCUUUAUCUGUAAGAAAGAGACAAAAUACAAUUUUUGAAAUUAGGUUUAUUAUAUGUUUAAGGUUCUUACGAAUAACACGAUAGAAUAUGGAAAAUAUACUGUUCUCUAGUGAUACUUUGUAAUUAUAUUAUUAUUAUUAUAUAUCAUAUUAUUUUUUAAUAGUCGCUAUAUUAUUAUAAUUCGUAAACAAUGGAAGAAAAUAAUAAAUUUAUCGAUUGAAAUAUACAUAACUAUUCUAUUUUGCAUUUUAAAAGUUUACUUUUGACAUAUUUCAAAUUAACUCUUAAAAACCAUAGACAAUUAAGCCUGCGCAGUAAACACUUUUAUGAUUAUGUAUGAAAUUGUUAUUGCGCAGGUCACGUGGUAAAAACUGUGUUCAAAUUGUUUGUUGGUAUCUAUGUGAUAAAAAAAAAGGUAUUUAAAUGACAUAGGUACAUUUCAUUUGUUAUUUAUUUUAACACGUAAAACACAUUUUGCUUUUGGCUGCCACCGAUUAUAAAAUUUAUUAUUUUGGUCUCUUAAUUAAAUAAAUGCUGUUACUUAUUUAAUUUAAUAUUUUUUUUAAGUGAAAAACCACAUUAAAAUUCUUUGUAAAUAUUGUUAUUACGUUGUGACUUUCCAGUUUCUGUAUUUAUUUGGAGGGCCGUGACUGUCGCUGGAAAAUAAAACAUGCGUCAAAAUUA
This is a messenger RNA of Galleria mellonella (greater wax moth), 6309 nucleotides long. RefSeq lists its product as uncharacterized. Gene Ontology annotation, molecular function: zinc ion binding. The record is from RefSeq and is a predicted model, not a curated record. Lineage: Eukaryota; Metazoa; Arthropoda; Insecta; Lepidoptera; Pyralidae. The coding region runs from base 391 to 2349 and encodes 652 amino acids. The transcript is spliced from 14 exons.